UUUAGGCUGCCGGAUGUCUGAUCUCCGGAUAACUGAGGCGUUUCUGUACAUGGAUUAUCUGGCUGUACCUGCAAGUAUAAAAAUUCGUGUGUCAGUGGGGAAGAUCUGGGGAGAGAGGUAGAUGGAUCAGCACAAAUCCAUCACAAUUUGCAGAAUAAAAACCAGCUAAGCAAGCAAGCAACCAACCAACCAAGUACAAAAACUCACGAUGUGCUACAAAUAACACAGCCCAUAGGUUCUAGCAAGUCUAGACAUAGAUCUGUGAAGGCUGAUGUAGAGGCUGCUGGAUCAGAGUUUAUCUAGGGUGGAGAUCCAUUCUUUACUUGAGAAUGUCUGAAUGUAUCCAGAUCUCAUUUGCUGUUUGUAGAAUUGGCAUUUACACGUGUUUUAGAGCACUCUGCUGCAAGGGACCACCACCUGCUCGACCAGAAUAUGACCUGGUUUGCAUAGGCCUCACAGGCUCUGGCAAGACCAGUCUGUUGUCAAAGCUCUGCAGUGAAAGCCCCGACAACGUCGUGUCGACCACAGGUUUUAGUAUAAAAGCAGUGCCAUUCCAGAAUGCCAUCUUGAAUGUAAAAGAACUUGGAGGAGCUGAUAAUAUCCGGAAAUACUGGAGCCGCUACUACCAAGGGUCUCAAGGGGUGAUAUUUGUAUUAGACAGUGCCUCUUCAGAAGAUGACUUAGAAACUGCUAGAAAUGAACUGCACUCAGCUCUUCAGCACCCACAGUUAUGCACUUUACCCUUUUUAAUAUUGGCCAACCAUCAAGACAAGCCAGCGGCUCGAUCAGUACAAGAGGCAUGGAAAACCAAAAUGGUCAAAAAAUAUUUUGAACUUGAACCACUUGCACGUGGAAAACGCUGGAUUCUGCAGCCCUGCUCGCUGGAUGACAUGGAUGCACUGAAAGAUAGCUUCUCUCAGCUGAUAAAUUUGUUAGAAGAAAAAGACCACGAAGCUGUAAGAAUGUGAAAUCUGGCAAAGACAACGGGUUCCCAAAAGGCCUUGAACCUAUCAUAUUAGUUUCUCAUUUUAAUUUUAUUUUGGUAUCAAGACUAUAAUGGCUUCAGUAUCUAUUUUCCACUAGUUAUUUCAGGCUCUCAUCUCUCUUAUUAAGUGAAUAUUCUGUAAAUCAGGUGAAUUAUCAUCGGCAUUAACGUCAAGUACGCACUACUGAGAGAGAAUUUAUUCUCUGUUUACCACUAAUUAUCUUCACCGCAUGUCUCUUCCUUCUGUUGUUCUAAGCGUCUCUUCUAUACUCUGCUAAAAUGGAUGGAAUUCGUGGCUCACGGAAAUUAAAUCCCUUAUGAAGGACUCAGGGAGACUCAGAACCUUGACUCAUUUUCCCUGGGUUUGGGGUAGAGUGCUGUGUGACUGGGACUUCCCGAAAUAUGUAUAUCAUUUUCAAGAUCUCUUGGGGUUUUUAUUGUAUUUUAUUAUGUCUUAUUUUAUUUUUUGGUUUUUUAUAUACAGGCCUUAUCGAAUAUGAGAGAAAAAUGCACACCAAAAGCUUCAAUUACCUUAUAAAAAAGAAAUAUCCUGCCAUAGUAAAAUUAACUUCAAAGAGCUUAAAGAUGCAUAAUGUUUCCUUGAUGACAUCUGAAGUCUCACUCUCUUCUCUCUUUUAAAAAAGAGCAAAGACAUUGUUUUAAUUUUUGAGAAGAGUUAGAGGAAAUUAAGGCACAAUGCACACAUCACUGGUUACUAUGUCAUCAAGUCCUCAAAUAUUUUUUUAAUGGAAAGAUUACCCUGCAUAAAAUCAAGCUGCAACAUAAUAUAGCUAUCUUUUUCUAAAAGUCUUAAGUAUUUGAUUGAAAGAGAGAAAAUAAUUUUUAAAAUAGUAGGUAAAAUUUUUAAAAACAGCCAAAUGAAGUAUAGUUUGUACUGGCUAGGGUUUAAGCUGGCAUGAAUUUGACAAAGAUAACAAAGACAGAAUCAUCUAUAUAUUCAUUCAUUAAGUGCUAAUGUCGUUUAAUGGAGUCUGUUAAUGUCUCCAUCUAGUAAUUAAAGGUCUAUCAGUAUUUCUAUUAUAAACCUCUAUUUUCAGGGGUUUCAAUGUGCCCUUAAAAAUGUGCUGGGGCUGCAGCAAGUAAGUAAUUUUAGGGCCCAGAUUUAGUCUUUAGAACUAAUUUUUUUUUCAUUUAAUUUAAAUGAUAAAAUUACUAGAGAUAAAUGUACAGUUUAAUAAAGUUUGGCGCCUGUGAUCUUUUCUAAAUCAGGAAUAAUCAAUGGAUAUUGAGGUUUAUGGAUGAAGUGCUCUUUGGCAUAUUUUGUAGAUUUUUGACCACUUAAAAUACAAAGUGGCCAAAUGUUAGAAAACUGCUCCCUUCACCUGAGCAAUAAAAACAUGUUUGUAAUUUUUAGGCAGCGUAGACUUUGUCCUGAAUAUCACAGACUCACACUCUUGCAGGGUGAUGUAACACCUUGUAAUUCUCCAGAAGAGAUACGUCAUUCAAAUACAACUUUUGUGAUUUAAUCUUGUAGCUGGCUUUUAAUGAAAUCAUUACCUUUGAAACAUCGAACACCUCGUUAAGCUUUUUUUUUAAUGAAAUGGAUCAAAAAAGAUUCAUAUUCAAUUUUGUCUACAGCAUCCUUGAAUAUUUUUACACUAUGUAAUCCGUGAGCAGCACAAAACUUUUACUCCAAUGACUGGUUACACAAUUCCUGCUUUUAUUUUGUCCCGUUGUGCUCAUCUCCUAUGAAAAAUAAAUGAUUAUUAGGC
Messenger RNA from Diceros bicornis minor, 2718 nucleotides. It is a transcript of the gene ARL15, whose product is annotated as ADP ribosylation factor like GTPase 15. The transcript has 9 exons. The record is from RefSeq and is a predicted model, not a curated record. Bases 330 to 968 code for a protein of 212 amino acids. Gene Ontology annotation, molecular function: GTPase activity; GTP binding. Lineage: Eukaryota; Metazoa; Chordata; Mammalia; Perissodactyla; Rhinocerotidae.